AAUAUACCAUUUACUGACUGCAGAUUAGCUAACAAUGUAGCACACACACUUGUGUGCAAAGAAGGUAUCUUUCAGAGAAAAUCUGCCCUAACUAGGUAACUAAUAAACAUUGGCAACAUUGUUUCACAUCAAUUCACACGUAGAAAAGUCUGUACUAUUUGACUACGUUUCAUUUUAAUGUCAUGCGAUAACAAAUAUUUAGCGGUGACUUUUAGUUCAUGGUUUACUAUUUACAAUGUGUCCCUCCAUUGAUGUGUGACGUCAGACAACCGCUUCUCGUGAAGUCGCGGUAGAUGGAUAUGUUCACAAGUCCUAUUUUGAGUGAAAUGCUAUUGCACUUCUCCUUUCUGGAGCAGCACAUGGCUGCCGAUCAUUCCUCUCUGUGGGCGGUGAUGAAAUGAUUGUGAUUGGUGUAAGCAAAGAAUCAGGCACAUAUUCUCAUUGGCUAAGGCCAGAGCUGGGUACCUUUUACUUUGCCCGUGUAGAAUCAAAUCAUAUAUUACAUGUUUCAUAAGGUUUAACGAGCUGAAAUAUUCGUUCCGUCUGAAAGAACUUUUGACUUUGAGCUGCAUGAGGGUGGGAGGGAGCUGAGCAGUUUUGUCGAAUAGAAGCGUGAAGGCAGUUUCUUUUCUGCAAGACGUAACGUUACAGUGACUGCUGGCUAGUAAGCUUGUUAGCUUGCACGCUAACUUUUCUUAAGCAAAAGUGGCUAGUUCACACUUGUGGAGUUAAUUUAAAUGGUAUAGCGUUAACGUGAGCUAGCUAGGAACACAUCUAAUCAUAGCUGAUGUGCUAUUAAUCUCGGGGUUGAACAAAUCUGGGUAACGUUAGGUUUAAUCUGAUAACUCGUGGCUUGAUAGCGCUACAUUAUAUAGCUAGCCAUAGCUUGUUUGAAAGCAAGCCAGACUUGUUUAAUAAUUUUUCUUAAAAAAAAAAACUCAGCUGGCGAGUCGCUGGUAUUCAGCUCUCCUAAAGUUUUAAGGAUCUAUGUUCAACAGUCAUCAGGUAUAGGUCAUUAGCUGGCAAGCUAAUAUAGUGAUACGCUUUAUCGAACUGAAUAAAUCAUCAUCGUUGGCGUAUAACGUAAAGUGCAGCUGUCGUCGAGAUAGCUACAUUUGCGUCCAUUUCACAGACGAUAAUAGUAUGGCAGGUUGCACUACUAAGACGGUGCACGAUAUUUUUCAGUCGAUGGAGUACGGACCAGCUAGUUCCAGCACAGCGACUGCACAGUCCUGGCUAGAGAGUCACUCUCGUUCUCUCGGUCUCUUUUUGGACGGGACAUUUGUCUGUCCGUCCGACAGACAGACCAGCACUGUAAACGAUGCUUCAGGGCAGGGGCUGUGCACCACUGUGUGUGCGGCGGAGGAAGAUAUUGCCCUUGCCGCCGCCUCCGCGGUCAGCGGAGCCAAAGCCUGGAGCGGACUGAGCUGCCACCAGAGAGCCAGGGUUUUCCACAGGUGUGUUGGUGUCCUGCAGAGACAGGCCCAGUGCCUGACGGAGAUGUGUGAGUUGGCUCAGGCUCCCAGUGCUGCAUCUGCGGUGGUGCGACUGCUUCAGUACUACGCCGGAUGGGCUCAGCUCCGAGACACUCUGGUUCCCCACUGGACCCCCCGAGGUGUUGUGGCUGUGGCUGUGGCAGAUGACUGCUCCCUGUAUGCCCUCUUGCUGAAAGUCUUACCAGCAUUAGCAGUGGGAAACUCGGUCAUCGUAGCACCUGGGUCUGGGACAGCCCUUCCUGCGCUUCUGACUGCCAGCAUUCUGGGGGAGGCCGGGCUUCCUGCCGGGGCCCUGAACGUCCUCACUGGGAAAGACCUGAGCCUGGGGAUCAGAGUGGCUCAGAGUCCCAGUGUCAGCUGGGUCACUUACACUGGGAAUAAACAGGAUGGUGAGAUUCUGGGCAGGGAGACUGCAGGGUGGGGCGUCCCCCUUUCUCUCUCUCUGUCCACCAGUGCCAUCUGUCCAUUCAUCAUUUUUGAUUCCGCUGAUAUUGACAGCGCAGUGGAUGGUGUGAUAGAGGCAGCCUUUAAAAAGAAAAAAGAUUGGCAGUGGAUACUGUGUGUGCAGGAGUCAGUCUGGGACCGUGUCCAUGCACGGCUGAAGAUUCGAAUGGCAGGAAUGAAGUGCCUUCCUCUCUUGGCUGAAUCUGAUCGACCCAUUGUGGAUGCUGCAGUGCAUGAGGCUCAACAGCAGGGGGCGACUGUGAUCCAGGCUUGCCCCGCGCCCUCUGCCCCCUCGCUGUUCCCGCCCACUGUGCUGUGGGGCGUUGCCCCCUCAUGCCCCUGUGUGGUGGAGCCCCCUGCUGGCCCUCUCCUACCCUCCCUCUCCUUCAGAACCACUGCAGAAGGGCUCACCAUCGCGAACCACAGCCCCCACGGGCAGGCAGCCUCCGUCUGGACUGAGGACCUGACGCUGAGUCUCGAGUGUGCCAAGAGUCUGUCUGUCGGCACGGUGUGGGUGAACUCUCACUCCGUCUUCGACCCAUCUCUGUGUCUCUCUGGCGUGAAGCAGAGCGGGACCUGCGUCGUCGGAGGUCCACAGGGUCUGUUUCAGUUCCUCCGUCCUGCUCUCUCUCCUUCCCUGCCUCGCUCCUCUCCUCUGCCCGUUGACUACGUCAAAUUCGGGACUGCCGCAUCCCGACCCCUGCUUCGCGGUGCAGCCGAGUCCACCGACCCCGCCCUCGUGCCACGCUCCUACCUUCACUUCGUGGGAGGCCGGCCCUGUAAGGCGGACUCCGGCUGCAGUGUGGCAGUCCUGGCACCGGGGGGCGCCGUGACGGCGUACUGCCCUGACGGGGGGCGCAAAGACGUCCGCAACGCGGUGGAGGCGGCCCUGAAAUCCCAGCCAGGCUGGAGGAGGAGGAGUGCGGUCUCCCGGUCUCAGUCGCUCUACACCCUCGCCGAAGGCCUGGAGCUGAGGAGGCGGGACAUGGCCGUGUCACUCCAGGCUCAGACCUGCAUUCUAUUGGAGGAGGCGGAAAUGGAGGUGGAGCUCAGCAUUUCUCGGCUCUGCGAUUGGGCUGCCCACUGCGACAAAGAAGUGGGUGGGGUGCAGUCUCUCCCCCAGUCUGGCUCCGCCCUCUCCUUAUCAGAGCCAAUAGGAGUGGUGGGCGUGGUCCUCCCAGACAGGAGUCCCCUCCUCUCUCUGGUUUCUCUGCUUGGGGCUGCCCUGGCUGCCGGCAAUGCUGUGGUCAUGAUAGCCAGUGAGAAGUAUCCUCUUCCUGCCUUAGAGUUUAUUCAGGUACUGCAGUCCUCCGCCAUCCCAGAGGGCGUGGUCAGCAUCAUAACAGGCGGUAAAGACCAGCUGACCCGGGCACUGGCCAAUCACAGUGUUGUACAGGCCAUCUGGUACUGGGGCAGUCAAGAGGGCUGCCAGUUCCUGCAGUACACAUGCUGUAACCCCCUGAAGAGCCUGUGGCUUCACCCCGAGGAAGAGGGGGAUGAGGGCGGAAAGAAUGGAGGAUGGGACUGGGCACUCCCUCAUCCCUCUCUCAUGGAGGAGAUGUGGAGGCAGGCCACUCACUGGAAGAGUGUGUGGAUACCCACUGCCUAGGGAGAAGGGGCAUGGCCACGUUGAGUGACAGCACUUAGGGACGGGGAUGGGGGGGAUG
Messenger RNA from Conger conger (European conger), 3607 nucleotides. RefSeq names its product aldehyde dehydrogenase 16 family, member A1 (gene aldh16a1). The transcript has 17 exons. Gene Ontology annotation, molecular function: oxidoreductase activity, acting on the aldehyde or oxo group of donors, NAD or NADP as acceptor. Lineage: Eukaryota; Metazoa; Chordata; Actinopteri; Anguilliformes; Congridae. The coding region runs from base 1144 to 3549 and encodes 801 amino acids. The record is from RefSeq and is a predicted model, not a curated record.